GUAGUGCUGUCACGCUGAGUGCUGAUAACGUGAUUGCGAAACAAGUGUAUAACAACUAUACAAAAACUAUUCGGCAAUUCUCGUCACAAUUCUGUAUUUCUUACCAACGUCUGCAAUGAUCAUGUUGAGUCAUCAGCAUGAGCAGAUCGUUUACGACUUUGAUGUAUUCUUGACGAAAGCAAAAGAAAUGUCGGAACAGGAUCCACCCGAUAUAGUGAUUUUCUCCAACCUCAUUUGGGGUGCAGCUGUUAUUUGCUUAAGAAAGUUUUUUCUGACCAGACUCCAACUCGAGGUUUCAGGCCAACAUGCACAAGAAAAACUCAGGGAAAUUGUUCUCGAUACCUCUACGGACGACGCCAUUGUUUGUGAAAGUUUAUACAGUGCCUGGACAUUUGCAAAACACUGCCGUAAGAAUGCUAUGAGAUAUAUAAAUAAAGAACUAAGAAAUGAAAUACUACUCUCGGUGGCGGACAUGGAGGCGUACAUGAAUGCAACUGACAUUGAAAAAAUCAAAGAAAAAAUACCAACUUCUGGAUUACAAAUAAAACAUUCUCAAAACAAUGUAAAAAUUGGAAAUUGCCAAUUUUCAUACAAUAAAGUAGCGUAUUGAUAAUAAAUUUGUUUUGUUUUU
This is a messenger RNA of Caenorhabditis elegans, 631 nucleotides long. RefSeq names its product NR LBD domain-containing protein (gene C25F9.14). The record is from RefSeq and is marked reviewed. Lineage: Eukaryota; Metazoa; Nematoda; Chromadorea; Rhabditida; Rhabditidae.